GCACGAAUCUUAGCGCAUUAUUCUCACCUCUGCCUUUCUAGCAAGCUCGACUGCGCGCCGCCGGAGUCCCUUCGUCUCUUCCGGCCAGCUCCCGGACCUUCGAGAAGCUUCCACUGCAACGCGAGCACCGACGGGCCAUGGCGUCCGCCAUCUCCGCGGGACCCACGCCGCCGUCAGCGACGGCGUCGUCGGUGGAGUGGCACCAGCGGCCGCCGAACCCGAAGAACCCGGUGGUGUUCUUCGACGUGACCAUUGGGUCCAUCCCGGCCGGCCGCAUCAAGAUGGAGCUCUUCGCCGACAUCGUUCCCAAGACCGCCGAGAACUUCAGGCAGUUGUGCACUGGCGAGUACAGGAAAACACAGCAGCCACAGGGAUACAAGGGUUGUCAGUUCCAUCGAGUUAUCAAAGAUUUCAUGAUACAGGGAGGUGAUUUCUUGAAGGGUGAUGGUAGUGGAUGCAUAUCAAUCUACGGUACCAAAUUUGAUGAUGAAAAUUUCAUUGCAAAGCAUACUGGACCAGGCCUGCUCUCCAUGGCAAACAGUGGAGCAAACUCUAAUGGAUCUCAGUUCUUUUUAACCUGUGCAAAGUGUGAAUGGCUGGACAACAAGCAUGUGGUUUUCGGGAGGGUGCUAGGGGACGGUCUGCUCGUCCUGCGGAAGAUUGAAAACGUAGCAACUGGACCAAACAACCGACCGAAGCUUGCUUGCGUCAUAAGCGAGUGUGGCGAGAUGUAGCACGCUCCUUGACAACGCUGACGCUGAUGCAGGCCUUGCCGCAUUGAUGUAAAAUGUUGCAGGAAACAGCAUUGAUCCUGUAGUAAGCAUGCCAAGUGUGGUAGUCUCUACAAAUUCGAAUUAUCUUUCUGGAUCAGUCUGCCACACAUAGCUGCGGAAUAAUAUUCAGACAGUGGACUUGUGUCCAUGUUCAGGGUAUUUGACAUCAUAUGCUUCGCACGUUUGUUCUGGUAUUUGGUUUCACCGCUGUUCA
This is a messenger RNA of Brachypodium distachyon (stiff brome), 987 nucleotides long. RefSeq names its product peptidyl-prolyl cis-trans isomerase CYP22. Gene Ontology annotation, molecular function: peptidyl-prolyl cis-trans isomerase activity. Gene Ontology annotation, cellular component: intracellular membrane-bounded organelle. Gene Ontology annotation, biological process: protein peptidyl-prolyl isomerization; protein folding. The transcript is spliced from 7 exons. Lineage: Eukaryota; Viridiplantae; Streptophyta; Magnoliopsida; Poales; Poaceae. Bases 138 to 734 code for a protein of 198 amino acids. The record is from RefSeq and is a predicted model, not a curated record.